AUGUUUAGAAUCCAGGUAAACUUUGAAAUUGCUAGAGUCGAACAGGACUUCAAAGUCGUGUUAGUAUUGGUACAAGAAUGUAAUGAUCUCUGUGACAAAACUAAGGCACUCUCUAAUAAAACUCAAUUUACUAGUCUAAGCUGUCAUCUAAUAAAACAAGAAGAGCAGCUCAGUUGGCAUAGAAGUAGUUUGCCAAAGAACAUCAGGAAUCGCAUUAAAAGAGGAAUCUUGGGUAAAUUCCUAACUAGCAUAUUUGAAGUCAAUGACGAAGUUUACCAAGACAUCGAUGCACUUCUAGAACAUCAAUCAUAA
Molecule: messenger RNA, 312 nt
Organism: Psylliodes chrysocephalus
Lineage: Eukaryota; Metazoa; Arthropoda; Insecta; Coleoptera; Chrysomelidae
Source: the annotation of a GenBank genome assembly